AAAUCAAUACGAUUCCCAAAGUUCUAGGGCUUCUUUCCGUCCUGGAGCACCGGUAUGAUGAAAUACGGAACAAACGGCAGUUGUACUUCAGGUGGUCUUCGACACAGUCCGUCAGCAUGGCUCAGUGCACAUUUUGGACAUUUUGCGCCUUAGUGGCAUGCGCUCAUGCCGCCACGUACAAAGUCACAUCCCAAGUUUACAUGGACCUGACGAUCGACGGUGUGCCAACCGAGCGCAUGGUCAUCGGUCUUUUCGGCGAGGAAGCCCCGAAAACGGUGGAAAAUUUCCGCCACAUUUGCACAACCGGAAUCGACGGCAUCACGUACAAGGGCAGUCGCAUUCACAGGGCGAUCAACAAGUUUAUGAUUCAAGGUGGAGACAUCGUUUCUGGAGAUGGUCAUGGAUCCAUCAGCAUUUACGGGAAGUACUUUGAGGACGAAAAUCUCAACAUAAACCACUCGCGAUCGGGACUGAUUGCGAUGGCGAACCGUGGACCGAACACAAACGGGUGCCAGUUCUACAUUACGACCAUGCCGGCGCCCUGGCUCAACGGAAAGCAUACCAUUUUCGGGAAGGUUAUCGACGGUCAGGGUGCGGUGCACAAGGUCGAGCAGCAGAAAACGGACAGUGACGACUUUCCGGUGCCGAAGAUUAUUGUGGAGGACUGCGGAGAUUUUCCGAUGACCGAUACGUACACGGUUUCGGACGAUCCGUACGAUUUGUGGGCGUGGAUCAAAGCAGCGUACCUCCCGCUCGGAAUGAGCUUUGGUAUUUUAGCUCUCUUUCAGUACAUAAUUCGUAAAUUAGACAUCUAUUCUUAAAUUGUGACCAAUUUGAUUUAAUAAAAUGCUUGGAAAAAAUGCCCGAAUUUCAAUUACUGACU
Molecule: messenger RNA, 883 nt
Organism: Culex quinquefasciatus (southern house mosquito)
Lineage: Eukaryota; Metazoa; Arthropoda; Insecta; Diptera; Culicidae
Gene: ninaA
Product: peptidyl-prolyl cis-trans isomerase, rhodopsin-specific isozyme
Exons: 5
Coding region: 117-821 (234 amino acids)
Biological process (GO): protein peptidyl-prolyl isomerization
Cellular component (GO): intracellular membrane-bounded organelle
Molecular function (GO): peptidyl-prolyl cis-trans isomerase activity
Source: RefSeq, a predicted model, not a curated record